Mobula hypostoma (lesser devil ray) is the source of this 1123-nucleotide messenger RNA. RefSeq names its product mitochondrial carnitine/acylcarnitine carrier protein-like. The transcript has 9 exons. Gene Ontology annotation, biological process: mitochondrial transport; carnitine transmembrane transport. The record is from RefSeq and is a predicted model, not a curated record. Lineage: Eukaryota; Metazoa; Chordata; Chondrichthyes; Myliobatiformes; Myliobatidae. Bases 16 to 972 code for a protein of 318 amino acids. Gene Ontology annotation, cellular component: mitochondrial envelope. Gene Ontology annotation, molecular function: O-acyl-L-carnitine transmembrane transporter activity.
CUUAUCAGCUCACAGAUGCGGGAACCAGUCCUGGCUGCAGCCUGCCACAGUGAGGAGGAGACACACACAGAGAUGCCGCGAGGAGAGCGGGUGAAACCCUUCAGGAACUUCCUGGCCGGGGGAGUUGGUGGGAUAUGUCUGAUUCUGGCUGGUCAUCCCCUGGACACUGUCAAAGUCUGUUUGCAGACUCAGCCUCCUCCUGCCCCAGGACACAGGCAGCUCUACAGUGGCGCCAUUGACUGUUUGAGGAAAACCAUCGCCAAGGAGGGGGUGCUGGGUCUGUACCGGGGGAUGGGAGCCCCCAUCCUGGCCAUCACUCCGGUCAUGGCUGUAGGUUUCUUCGGAUUCGGCGUGGGAAAGAAGCUGCAACAGGCACACCCGGAGGAGCCGCUGACGUAUUCUCAGUUGUUCCGUGCCGGUGUCCUGUCUGGAGUUUUCAGCUCAGCAAUCCUCACGCCCGUGGAAAGGAUAAAGUGCCUGCUCCAGGUCCAGAGCGGAUCCCAGCGGAUGUACACGGGCCCCGGUGACUGCGUCAGGAAGUUGUAUCGGCACUCUGGAAUCCCGGGAAUCUACAAGGGAAUGUUUCUCACCCUGCUGAGGGACAUCCCAGGGACCGGAGUUUACUUCCUGACCUACGAGUGGCUGAAGGAGGUGCUGACACUUGAGGGUCAAAGGCAGAAUUACUUCAGCUUCCCCCGGAUCCUCUUCGCAGGGGGGAUGGCCGGGAUCACCAACUGGAUCGUGUGCAUUCCAGCUGAUGUGCUGAAAUCUCGCUUCCAGACAGCUCCUGACGGGAAAUAUCCCAACGGAUUGCAGGAUGUUCUACGGGAAUUAAUCCGAGAGGAAGGUGUAGCAUCCCUGUACAAGGGUUUCAGCGCAGUGAUGUUGCGCGCGUUCCCGGCCAACGCGGCUUGUUUCUUCGGUUACGAGAUGACAAUGCAGUUCCUGGAAUGGUGGAGCGGGGAAACGUGAGCACGGGCCUCUCCCACUCCAAGGCUCAGUGGAGGGAAGAGUGAGACCAAUGGAGGAGUGGCGUGGGCUCAUCCCCAGAGACGCCGAACCAAGGAGGGGUAGACGGCGGAAGGCUGAGUCCUCGGCAGGGUGGAUACUGUGGUUGUCGUGU